Molecule: messenger RNA, 1129 nt
Organism: Stereum hirsutum FP-91666 SS1
Lineage: Eukaryota; Fungi; Basidiomycota; Agaricomycetes; Russulales; Stereaceae
Product: rab-type small GTP-binding protein
Exons: 6
Coding region: 98-730 (210 amino acids)
Biological process (GO): regulation of exocytosis; protein secretion; protein localization to plasma membrane
Cellular component (GO): plasma membrane; endosome
Molecular function (GO): GTP binding; GTPase activity
Source: RefSeq, a predicted model, not a curated record
ACGACUUGUUCUCUGCUUUCUCCUUGCAUACGUUUUAUACAAGCAGUCAUCAGACUGUGUACAUUCGGUUGAACGGACACUUGCACGACUACGAAACAUGCCUCCCCCUCACUACGAUUUCCUCAUCAAGCUGCUGCUUAUUGGUGACUCAGGUGUCGGGAAGUCAUGCUUGCUGCUCCGGUUCUGUGACGAUGCGUGGACGCCUUCCUUCAUCACCACUAUCGGUAUCGACUUCAAGAUUCGUACCAUAGAACUUGAUGGCAAACGUAUCAAGCUGCAGAUUUGGGAUACCGCGGGUCAAGAGCGGUUCAGGACCAUCACAACAGCUUAUUAUAGGGGUGCUAUGGGAAUCCUGUUGGUCUACGAUGUUACGGACGAACGCUCGUUCAACAACAUCCGCACCUGGCACUCUAACAUCGAGCAGCACGCCUCUGAAGGUGUGAACAAGAUCCUCAUUGGUAACAAGUCGGAUUGGACAGACAAGAAGGCUGUCACGGAGGAGCAAGGACGAGAACUCGCAGAAGAGUUGGGCAUUCGCUUCAUGGAGACAUCAGCAAAGAUCAAUGAGGGCGUAGAGGAGGCAUUCUUUACCCUCGCACGGGAUAUCAAAGCCCGGUUGAUCGACUCGCAGGCAGAUGCUGCCGGUGCCCCAGGAGGUCCCUCUGCGGCUGACGGCUCUGUCAAAGUCAACCAGCCCGCAACAGCCGCCGCCUCUGGUUGCUGCUCAUAGACGCUCCAUCCACCCCUAUUGCCUACCGUUCCUCUCAGCUCCCACACCACACGGCGUCUACUUGCACCCCAACAUCCACCCAAACAUUCAAAUUCUGCCUUAUAACUCCAUUCAUAUUCUCGUCUCUGGAUGGAGAUUUCUUGUUUCGUUCGGCGGUGCCGCGUAACGCUGUGGAUAGUCUCUUACUCCUUUCUCCAUGCAUCGGAAUCCAUUUCAUAUUUCCUCUGCGCUCACUUUGGUCCGUUGAAUGCCUCCUUUUCCUUUUCCAUCUCACUAUAUGUAAUGCAUGCACGCCCUUUGCAUAACGAUACUGCAUACGCUUGAGACUUCCACGCAAAGUCGCUAUGAUACUGCCCACGACCUCCUGCCCAACUAAGUGACGUGUCCUGUGGGGGCCAC